GUGCAAAUCUUGUUUGGUCUGGGUCUGUGAACUAAAGCGUGACUUUAACGACGUAUUAGGGUUAAAAAAAGAGCGAGGGAAAAAAAGUACCAUUAGCACCAGGCAUCAUUUGCAAUCGAAGAGUUCAAAUAUGCGCACAAGAGAAAACAUAAUUAUUUCCUAUCCUCGACACGUUUGAAAAUGCUCCAAGCCAGUCUGGCUCACACCCCUAUGUGCAUGUACUACUGAACUUCAACGUGGGCUACACUGCAUAUGCAUCGUGCAUUAUGCAUUAAAACGUCCUAGUUAAUGAUCUUUACUUUCAGAGUUACCGGUUCAGAGUUGACGAGCGAAAUAAACACAUCGAAGUUACCAUAUUGUUGAUAGCGAUUAUUUUUAAGGACGUACUUUGAAUGGACUGAAGGAUAAAACCAUCAUUAAACCAUGUUCUUCGUUCAUAUCUGGUGGAGAUGUCAGGUGUUAGUCCGAUUACAUGUGGUGGGCAGGAGCGCGGGGAGACCCGUCAUGCGAGCAGUGCAGUGAGGAGAAGGGCUAUAGAGAAGACUGAAGUGGUGGUGAAUGGCAAUCUGUCGCCGAACUUAAGCAAGCUGCUGUCAGCCAGCGACGCGGGAGCGGCGAAAACACACCGGCGCGUCUGGAAGUCUUUUAAACUCGCCAACUCCGCAAAGAGGGACAUAAGUUUGGACGCUGAACUGCUAAUCACUCGUUACCGGCGCUGCGCUCUGGGUAACAUGCCUGCCAUCAAAAAGGAGAGAUUGGAUGGAGAAGACAUGGCAUUAGCCGCCUUCAACCAGUCCGAAUACCUGGCCCCUUUAAAUGCCACCGCUAUCCCCGUGGUGACCCCUCAUCCGCCGCCGUACGACCACAUUUUCGCCCAUCAUCACCGCGCGUACUUGGGGCUUCACGACAGCGCGCUGCAUCAACAGCACCUUCACCAUCACCCGGACGACUUCAUGCUGGAGAGGUUCUCCUCUAUCCCGGACUUUCAGCCGUUUUUCGACAACGGAGAGCCGUGUAUCGAAGUGGAAUGCGGGGAAAACAAGGCACUAUUGUAUAUUAACAAACUGUGCCAGGGCAGCAAAGGGCCCUCCAUCAAAUACCGGGGUGAGUGGCUCACCCCAAACGAGUUCCAGUUUGUUAGUGGAAGAGAGACAGCCAAAGACUGGAAACGAAGUAUAAGGCACAAGGGGAAAAGUCUGAAGACGCUUAUGUCCAAAGGAAUCUUACAGGUACACCCUCCAAUUUGUGACUGCCCCGGCUGUAGAAUUUCAUCUCCCGUGAACCGUGGGCGACUGGCAGAGAAACGCACCAUUCCAUUGCCGCCAACACGGGUGCCCAAAAAGGAGCUGUCCUCCGUUUUUAGCAGUGACGACAGCGAGGGCAGUGAGAGGGCCAGCGGAGAUCAUGCAGACAUCAAACAGGAGGAUCUGCACUACAGUAUCAUGAGAAAGAGUCGUGACAGUGACCUCUCAACGAUCAUCUCCAACCUGCACCACACCCGACAGCACGGCAUGCCCGAGGGCCAGCCUUGCUCCGACCUCAGCCUCGCCUCCGCACACUCAGAUGACAUUCUAGGCAAGAGGAGAGCCUACUCCCCCAACAGCAGCAGCGAGUGCCCAUCUGAGAGCAAGAAGUCCCGCAGUGUGUCUCCAAAAGAGAACUCCCACACGCCAGCGCUGGAGCCGGGCAGUCACAUGACCCCCGAGGAACACUACCGGCGCAUGAUGUCAGCUCUGAACGAGCACGGCUCAUACGAGGAACAGCAGCAGCGCCUCUACCAGCUGGCGAACAACAUGGGUGUCCCUAGUCACGAGCUGCUCCGUGCACGUCAGGAAGCCAUGGCUGCCAUCAGAAACUCGGGAGGGAUGGAGGCCCACAUCCCCUCUGCAGGCAGUUCCUCCAGCCAGCGGCGUAAACAGGGUCUACCACAGCACAGAGACGCACACUUCCCUGAGCGAGACAUAUCGCACCCUCCUCCAUUGCUGUCCCCGCAGAAUGCUCCUCACAUUGCUCUGGGGCAUCACCUGCGUCCCCCGUUUCUGGGCAUGCCUUCUGCCCUCUGCCAAGCCCCAGGCUAUGGGUUCCUGCAGCCCGCUCAGGCAGAGAUGUUCGCCCGUCAACAGGAAAUUCUUCGUAAACAGAACCUUGCUAGGUUUGAAAUGUCUGCUGAGCUGUUAAGGCAGAAGGAGUUGGAGAACCUCCACAGGCAGCGACUGCUGGCGGACCCGCUGUGCCUGCAUCCCGGUCUCUCCGCAGAACAUCCCGCCUUGCGAAGCCUGCAGGAAAUCCCAGAGGGCCACCCGCUCCGAGAAGAGCUCAACCGUCGCAACGCCAUGCUGGUUUUACGCCACAACAACACCCCAUUACUCUCUCUCAACCACCAGGGGGCAGCAGCGGGCACUUCCUCUAAAGACCUUAGCAACAGGAAGAGCUUAAGGAAAGGAGGACCAUUCCGAGGAGACCAACAAGGGGGGUCGUCUGAGACCAAAGAGAUGCUUGGAGAAGGCUUGCGGGAUGAAGAAAUGGACGGGCUAAAUGAUGACAUGAAAGACUCUGAGCAUCAUGCAGAUCCUGGGGAAAACCAGCCAGAGAGGAUUUCCAAAGCGGGCGUUCAUGGUCUUAGUUCGGAGGUGUGCCAGGGCAAAGACGUGACCAAAUCUGGUGAAGGGGUGAAAGAGUUGGGAGAGGGAUCUGGAAGACUUAGCGCUCCAUGUAGCUCUGCCGGGCCAGACUCACCGACCGACCAUUUGUUCACAUCAGGACUGAGCAAAAGUGAGACCAAGUACCUGCCACCAGGAAUUAUUCCACCUUUACCCACGCUGCCCGGCCAAACGCUGCCCUUCGCCUUUCCGUACACCAGCCCUUACUUUCACACAGGCGCCAUGGGAGGUCUAUUCGUGGACGGAGAAGAGACGGGUGCAGCCGAGGACAUCAGCAAAUGGAGUGUGGAGGAGGUGUGCAGCUUCAUCAGCAGCCUAGCAGGCUGUGGGGAGUACACACAGGUGUUCAGAGAGCAGGCCAUUGACGGUGAGACCCUGCCACUACUGACGGAAGACCACUUACUGAACAAUAUGGGCCUGAAACUGGGGCCUGCUCUCAAAAUCCGCUCUCAGGUGGCGCGACGGAUUGGCAGAAUAAUCUACAUGACCAGCUUCCCGCUGGCCCUCCCACUGCCACCAUCUGCUCUGCGCCCCACAGACAGAGACCCCCUGCCCGCCGAGACCCGCCCUCCUUCCUCCGGCAGCACUUCCUCCCCAUUCAGCGUUCCCCCUCCAGCCUGCCGCGCCUCCCCCAAGCAGGAGAACGGAAACCCCUCGUCAGCGGGAGCUUACGACUCCACUAAACCUCCCUCGUAGAAUCGGCCAUUAAAACUCUUGACUGCUUCUCCAUAUGGCAGAGGCAGCGCUCCAGGGAGGAGGUAAAGAUGGAGAGAGGGCAUGAAGGGGGCCCUCUUUGAACUAUUCUUUCCUUCCUCUUACACCCCUCAUCCCCUCACACCCCCUCCCAAAAUAAAAAACAAACUUGAGGACCUUGAUGCAGAGGCACUUAAUCUUUGUAAGAAAAGUGUGGAGAAAUGUGUCGGAAGAGAGACGUUGAAAUACUGCCUGAAACAGCUCCACCCUGAGCAGGGGUUUGCGAGGGAGCCAAAAAAUCCAAAGAUGUGCAAAUAGGGACUUGGGGACGAGACAGGAAGCGUUCGAUUGUGCGAAAGAAGACAGCUGCUCUUAAACAGCACGCCAGAAGGAAGGAGGAAAAGAGCUAGCGUGCGAGGUACACGUAUGACAUUCUUUUGCGGCAGACGUCGUAGUUGAGCAUCCCUCGCCGAGAUGAACUCUUGUGGUACCUGCAGUCUCAGCAUGGGAAAACUUUGAAAGACAAUUUCUUUUCCUGCUUUCGCAACGCCGCCUCCAACUUCCAGUCGUCUCAAAUUCUCUGGAGUUUGUUUCGAGAGACUGAAUCCCCCAAAGAGGAGUAAAUACAAGAACAGGAUGGAACUCAUUUGCUGUCUUGACCAGUGCAACUAUGCAUUCCACAGUCCAAAACCAAAGACGGAUGGAUGUGGAAUUUUCAACCGAGAUCGAAUGUUGAUCUCAUCCAGUGGUGAAAACAAGGUACACGCAUACAGGACCCUGUGGUGGAAGGAUCGGAAAUGACCUCAGAAAGAUGGAAAGCACUUAAAACCUCCUGUGACCAAAAGCCAUCAGCCAAAGCAAUGGCCCAACCUCUCACCUGACAAACGUCUGGGCCCAUUUCAGUUUCACUAAACCUGAAUACAAAAAGAGGAGCAUAUGUUAAUCCAUUCAUGGAUUUAUGCCAUUGUGAGGUCACAAUAACUGCUGUGGAAAUGACACGUUGUCGUGAAUUGUACAGAAACAUGCUCAAGAUGAGAAUAUACUGAAGAUAAGUGGUACGUUUUGUUAAAUGUAGUUGCACGAGUUUAAAUCUUUAUUAAUGAACAAAAUGUGACACGGUGGUACUUUUGUUCAACUUUUCUGUUUGCUGUGUAUACCAGUUGUAAUAAUCAUACGCCCCUGAUCUUUAAUGCCACUUCAGCAUAUAAACGAGGAAAAUAAUAUUUAUAGGAAUUUUUUUUGCGCGACAAAAUAUUAAAUCGCCCUUAAAUUGAUCCCAAAGAACAACACUUUCCUCUUUGUUGCAGGGAAACAGAAGGCACAAUGCUCUUUAUGCAAAUCUUUGAAAUUGUUUUUUUUCUUUUUAAAUAUGUAAGCAAUUAAUUCAAAUCAGCUCUAGAUUUCCCAUCAACGUUUUUGUCUCCAUCCUAUUUUUCUAUUCUCUGCUGGGUGAAAUAAAUCCUAUUGAAAAACA
This is a messenger RNA of Triplophysa dalaica, 4827 nucleotides long. RefSeq names its product sterile alpha motif domain containing 11 (gene samd11). Gene Ontology annotation, molecular function: RNA polymerase II cis-regulatory region sequence-specific DNA binding; protein binding; DNA-binding transcription activator activity, RNA polymerase II-specific. NCBI's taxonomy places the organism in Eukaryota, Metazoa, Chordata, Actinopteri, Cypriniformes, Nemacheilidae. Gene Ontology annotation, biological process: positive regulation of transcription by RNA polymerase II. The record is from RefSeq and is a predicted model, not a curated record.